AUGCAGUCAGGAAUUGCAGUCUCCUCCGAGCUGCAUAAUGCAUUCAACGACUUCGCCUCGGACUCCUCCAUCUUCUGUCUCCCUGUAACCAUCACAGCAGAGAGCCUGACCCCCCUCUCCCCUAUCCGCUUCUCCUCCCCCGGCGCAUUCUACCCCUCCCUCUCACAACUCUCAUCUGUGCUGCAGCCGAAAACUCCCCUCUAUCUGCUCUUCCGUCGCCCCGAGACGGGCUCCUCGUCCCUCUGCGCGUUGACAUACAUUCCCUCGAAUGCCCCCGUGCGCGCCAAGACGCUCUUCGCCUCGACCCGUGCCACGCUGGUGCGAGAACUAGGCAGCGAGAAGUUUGCGACUACCAUCUUUGCAACAGAGGAGGAAGAAGUCACCAGCGAGGAUGCGUGGCGCGAGAGGGAAGCGGAGAAGAAGGGGUCUGGUGCCAAGGGAGACUUCAGACGGGAGGAUUUGAUGGGGGACAAGGAGCGUGAGCUAGAGGCUGUUCGGAGGGCAGAGGAGGAGGCUAGAAGCGGUACUCCUGGUAGGGAUAUCGGCAUUGGUGGAUCGUUCGCGAGAGGUGGAUUUGGGUCUGGUGUGCAGUCUGGGAUGCGGAUGACUGUGGACGAUGAUGUGAAGACUGCUCUUGAAGGACUACAGGAUGGUGGGCUGGUGCAACUGGCCAUUGACAUUCCGUCGGAAACGUUCAAGCUCGCUGCUGCGGAGUCUGGUAUUGACGCGAACUCAGUCCAGACGCACAUCUCGUCAUCCUCGCCUCGGUACACUUUUUACCGCUAUCCUGAAACCGAUACCGUUUUCUUCAUUUAUACCUGCCCGUCGGGCUCGUCGAUCAAGGAGCGCAUGCUUUACGCAAGCUCUCGGAUGUAUGCCCUUCGUGUAGCUGAUGAACAGGGACUGAAGAUUUCCAAGAAGAUUGAGGCAUCUUCUCCUGACGAGAUCUCAGGAGACAGAUUGCAGGAGGAGGUCCAGCCCCAACAGAAUGAUGGACUGAGACGAGGAUUCGCCAGACCAAAGCGGCCUGGAAGGACACUUGCUUCCGCAGUUGCAGUGCCUGAGCAGGACAUCCUGGCUCCAUCUCCAGAUGCCACCCUCAAGCGAAGAAAUUCAUCCACUACAGACCAGGAUCCAGAUAGCAAGCGUCGCCGACUAAGUACCCAAGAGGAGAAGGAUCAUCCAGCAUCGAAUCGCAAGCCCUCGUUUUCAGACACAGCAGAGCAGAGGCUAGACCGAAGGGCCAGUCGGCAAGCAAAUGGUCGCGAUGAGGAGCGCAAGCGCGGACAACGACUAUUCGGAGCACUACUCGGGACGCUUUCGCAGCGGUCCAAUACAGCAGCUGAGAAGCGUCGAGCAGACAUUGAACGGAAGCAACAAGAUAAAUUGAAACUUCAAGACGAAGAGUACGAUGGGUUGAAAAAGAAGAAGAGGGAGGAGCGAGCCGCACUUCGCAAGAAGGAACAGAGAUACUACGAAGAGGAAUCGAUGCGAACCCGGCACUCGAAUUUGUUGGCAAUGGCACAUUUUUUGAAGACAAAAUCAGAGCCAGUGCUGUACUACAGGCCAUGGCAAUUGCGGCCCGAGGAUGAGGACUUGAUACGCCGCCAGGUUGAGGAAGCAGAAGCUAUCAUCUCCCGAGAGCGCGCUGAAUUCGAAGCACGUCAUCCUCCUCAGGAGGGAAGAGAGUCAAAGAAGGAAAAAGAGACCCAAACUGGUAAUCAAAAGGAAGCUCCACAGCCCGACGUGGGUGUCCAAGAGCCCAAAGAUACGACCGAGGAAAGUUCAGACAAGGGGAACGCUGAGCAGAAUCAAGACCAGAAUAUUGAAGCUGCUCUACCCGAAACUGUAAACGACGUCCCGGUAUCAGUCGAUCACACCGAUUCAGAUGACCAUCGGGCAGCUGAUGACGAUGGGGGAGAGGUGGUCGAGGACAACGAGGAUACGGUGAUCUAUUAA
Messenger RNA from Aspergillus viridinutans, 1959 nucleotides. Its product is annotated as twinfilin-1. Gene Ontology annotation, cellular component: actin filament; cytoplasm. Bases 1 to 1959 code for a protein of 652 amino acids. Gene Ontology annotation, biological process: barbed-end actin filament capping; actin filament depolymerization. The record is from RefSeq and is a predicted model, not a curated record. Gene Ontology annotation, molecular function: actin monomer binding; actin filament binding. Lineage: Eukaryota; Fungi; Ascomycota; Eurotiomycetes; Eurotiales; Aspergillaceae. The transcript is spliced from 7 exons.